AUGCCUAGUCUAGGUUUAAAGGCCACGGUGUUGUUCGCACUGUUUAAUGUAACAGCGUUGACAACAGCCACUGGCAAACACCACCAGGAAACAGACGACUAUAAUUAUCCAAAUCCAAGGGAAAACUCAUCCACGGGUGAACUAACGUACCCAUACUUCAAUGUCCACUACCAUUUCAACAAAUACGAUUGGAACAAAGCACUAGAUGACCAGCAUAGAAUAAUCGCACUCCGUCAACGGCUUGCACAGAUAAAACGUAGAAUCAAUGCAGACCAUAGACGUACAAAGGAUUUUCUAAAUAAACAAAAUGCAAUGCUAACAGAUGCCAGAGCAAACCUAUUCCAACGAGCGCUAUACAAUACCACAAAACCGAGAAAUGCUAGAGGCUUCAAAAAAACACCACCGGAUAUACACGACAGAAUACACCUACUAAACGAUGAAUACUACGAACCUAUACCCGCGAGUGACUUCAUUAACAUCAACGAACCGUACUAUUUCGAGAUGCUGGCAAACCAACUAAGAUGA
This is a messenger RNA of Babesia sp. Xinjiang, 525 nucleotides long. RefSeq lists its product as uncharacterized. The transcript has 6 exons. NCBI's taxonomy places the organism in Eukaryota, Apicomplexa, Aconoidasida, Piroplasmida, Babesiidae. Bases 1 to 525 code for a protein of 174 amino acids. The record is from RefSeq and is a predicted model, not a curated record.